Molecule: messenger RNA, 2073 nt
Organism: Lolium perenne
Lineage: Eukaryota; Viridiplantae; Streptophyta; Magnoliopsida; Poales; Poaceae
Molecular function (GO): nucleic acid binding; zinc ion binding
Source: RefSeq, a predicted model, not a curated record
CAACAUAAAAAGGUGGGCAACGCACAGAUCGCACGAGAUUCUGAAUUCAAAUAGCCCUAGUGGCCGAACAUGCCCACACAAAUAAGAGAGUGAUUGUUUCGAAGCAAAACUGCCGUUUUUAGGCUCUGCUCGUCCCCCGUGCUCUGCUCUGCCGGCGCAGCCGCAGCUCUUCCUCUCACCUCGCCGCGCGGCGCACCAAAAAGAAGCUGAAGUCUGAGAUCCGGAGACUACACGCCGCGAUGCAGAAGCCGGCCCUCAACACCGGGGGGAGCGGUCACGCGACGAGGGCGGACACGCUCACGCAGCGGGAGCCGGACACGUUAGGAGCACCAUGCUUCGACGACGACAACGAGGGCACAAAUUAUUGGUGGUGGACGGUUCAGAUGAGGCAGCGCCUGUUUAACUUCAACCCUCUUGUGUGGAGAAUGUUGGACGAAGCAAACCCAACGGAUCUCGAGCAGAGGAACAGCCACUACAACGCCCAAGUUAUGAACGCCUUAUACUGUGGCUUGAGUGAUGAUCAGCUCUACCGGGUCUGGCACCUUGAGAGCGCCAAGGAGAUUUGGGACGCUCUCCGGAUUAUGCAUACACAAGACACCUCGAUUGUUCGCGAGUUAAAGGCCGAAUUGUUAAGGGAAGAGAUGAGGUCGUUCGCCUUGCACAAGGGCGAGUCCCCCAAUGACAUGUACUUGAGGCUCCAUGCUUUGGUCCGUAAGAUGGAGCACCUUGGAUGCAAAGAGGUGACCGAUUCUUAUGUUGUGAGGAAGAUGCUUCGCGCCAUGGCACCACGGAACCCAUCCCUGGUGAGUAAUAUUUGCGAGGAUCCUAAAUUUGAAGAACUGACACCCCAGGAUGUGCGCGAUACUUUCAUCAUCUGUGACACACAGCGCGAGUACGCCAAGGUGGACACCGGCAGAGAAACCUCUCCGCCACCCAGCUCUUCCUAUGGAGAGCCAGAAUAUCCUGGAGGUAGCUCGGGAGAAACACCUCGCUACGCUGGCGCACAGUAUCUGUCAUGGCAGCGUAGGAUGAAAUUCCACUUGCUCAGCAUUCACCCUCUUGUGUGGGCAAGUGUGGAAACUGGUUUCUCUUAUGUAGAUGAAGCAAAUCUAACGGCUCUCGAACAGAGGUAUAAGCAGUGCAAUGACCAAGCUUGGUGCGCCUUAUACCGUUCCUUGGAUAAUGGCCAAGCCAGCCAUGUUUACAUGGACAUCAAAAGGAGUGCUAAGGAGAUUUGGGAUGAUCUUCGAGGUAGGGCUGAAGCAGUUCGUGAGCCAAAGCUCGAUGGUUUGAGAGCAGAGAUGGACUGGUUCACCUUGGGAGAACAUGAGACCCCCCAGGACAUGUAUACAAGGCUCAACAAAUUGGUCAAUGACAUGAAGGGCCUUGGAUGCAAAGAGAUGACCGAUUCAUAUGUUGUGAGGAAAAUGCUUCGCGUCAUGACACCAAGCAACUCAACCUUGGUGACCCUCAUCCGUGGGAAGCCUAACUUUGAACAACUCACCCCUCGGGAUGUGCUUGCAACAUUCCUCCUGUACGACAUGGUGCAAAAGGAUUCCAAAAUCGUGAGUCAUUAUGCUUCGCCAAGCUCAAACAAAAAGAUCAAAAUCUCCUUGAAGGCCCAACGACUCCUAGCGGAGGAAUCAAGCGAUGAGGAACAUGACCAAGAUCAAGACCGAGAGCAUAUUCAAGAAAUGACUCUCUUGGUGAAGAACUUUGGAAGGAUGCUUGGAAAGAAAGAGCAUGAAGCAAGAGGAAGAAGCAAUUUUCCUGACAAGUCACAGAAGAGAAACUCAAGGAGAUCCUGCUAUAAAUGUGGUGCCCCUAAUCAUCUUGUUGCCAAUUGCCCUUUCAAUCCAUAUGAUGACUGAUCUAGUAGUGACACGAUCUUAGAUUAAGCAUCCAAUGUCUACUAUUUAGUGUCAAGAAUUUCUAUUUAAUUGCUUUUAAGAUAUCAUGUAAUGGUCUUCUAUGAAAAUGCUAGCAUGUCCCCUGUAAAACGCACAUGUCUUCCUCACAGGAAGCUGACGUUUCUCAAUCUUCAUUCGUAUAUGCAAAUAUACGUUUCUUUUC